AUGCGCCUUCCCCCCGCUUAUACGCCCUACGUCGUACGCGUGUCCCUGGACGCUGGAACGCCGGCCUCGAAGAACGGAGUGUUCAAGACCAACUUUCCCCUCGAGGGUGGCACGUUUGAUCGGGAUACGUUCGUGGAGCGCAAGUUACCCACAGACUUCUCGUCUCCCAUUCAAAUCGACCUCCCCAUUUCGCAUGCAGGCGCUUUUGUGUACUGGGUCGAAUAUGACGGCACCCAGUCGGGAUCUCGCGUCAAGGGCCGCGACGGAUACUUCAACAUCGACCCCAUCCUACGCGUCAAGGCUCGGAAGCCCAUUCUCUCCGGCAACACCAUCGCGUCUGAGGGCGCGUCGGUCCUGUCCGAAGACGUCAAUUUGCCCCUCGAUGGUCUCUCGAUCCUGACCCUCGUGUCCAAGUGGAUGGGUUCCACCUCUGGUUGGCGAGACCACUUUGCGGAGGCUAGCAGCAGAGGCUACAAUAUGAUACAUUGGACUCCUCUUCAAGAGCGGGGGGUGAGCGACAGCCCAUACUCGAUCAGGAACCAGCUCGUCUACGAACCCGCCAUGUUCUCCGACCCCAAGGACAUCGGCUCCGACGGCGGCAAGGCGAAGCUUGAAGAGAUUCUCAAGGUCGCCAGGGACGAAUACGGACUGCUGAGUUUGACUGAUGUCGUCCUCAACCACACUGCCAACGACAGCCCAUGGCUGUUGGAGCAUCCGGAAGCCGGUUUCAGCCCAGCCAACACUCCUCACCUCACCCCCGCGCUGGAGAUCGACACCGCCAUGCUUGAGUUCUCGGCGGCCUUGGAGUCUCUCGGUCUUCCCACUACCGUGUCUUCGGAGGGGGACAUCACUCUCCUGGUGGAAGGUUUCGAGAACUUCUUGAAAGCGCGCGACAUGUGGCAGUACUAUGUCCUAGACGUCAAAGCGGAACGCAGCGCCGUCAAGGAAGCCUUGGACAAGCAAGACGUCGCUCCUUGGGACGGCGUCGAUGUGGCCCUCAAGUCGGUCGUUGAGCUAGCUGAGAUAGUACGGAAUGCCGGCAAGAUCAAUGGACACAAGAGGCUAGAGAAGAAGUUCUGCGCAUAUGUUCCCGGGCCGGUCGCUGCAGGCUUUGUCAAGGCCGCUUUCGUCAACGUGACGGAGAGCGAUGCUCUGGCGGAAGCAUGGGUCCGGGUGGUGGACGUCCUGAACGUCCCUCUGUACGAGGAGUGGACCGAAGAUACGAAGGCCGCGCUGGACAGCAUCCGAAAUCGUAUUAAGUACACGCGACUAGACGACAACGGGCCAAAGCUGGGUGCCAUCUCAGAGAAGAACCCUCUUGUGGAGGUCUACUUCACUCGCCUGAAAAAGGAGCAGCCUGAAAUUUACUCUGUCGCCAACAAUGGGUGGAUUUGGGCCGCCGACCCACUCUCCAACUUCGCGCUAUGGCCCUCCAAGGCGUAUUUGCGUCGAGAGGUCAUCGUGUGGGGCGACUGCGUCAAGCUCCGCUAUGGGGACGGUCCCUCGUCGAACCCGUGGCUCUGGGAUUACAUGAAGAGUUAUGUCACCUCACUAGCGACGUCGUUCGAAGGCUUCCGCAUCGACAACUGUCACUCUACGCCUCUUCACGUCGGUGUUACACUCCUCGAUGCAGCUCGAGUUGUAAACCCCAACCUCUACGUUUGCGCCGAGCUGUUCACAGGGAGCGAAGAGAUGGACACCGUCUUCGUUAGUCGUCUUGGGAUCAACAGUCUGAUCCGUGAAGCGGGGAACGCAUGGGAUCCCAAGGAGUUGUCGAGGUUGCUCUACCGCCACGGUCUGGGGAAGCCCAUAGGUUCCAUGGAUGGUGCUUGCAUGACGAGCAAGGGCGAAUUACCUCCUCCAACCGGCAAAGGUGCUACCCUGGACUGCAUCGUCAUCCCCCACAAUGGCUCCGUCCCGCAUGCGCUCUUCUACGACCUCACUCAUGAUAAUGAAUCCUACCUCCACAAGCGCUCUGCCGAGGAUGCUUUAUCCACUGGUGCUUUGAUGACCUUCUCCUGGUCUGCCAUCGGAUCUGUUAAGGGCUUCGACGAUCUAUAUCCCAAGUUGCUCAAUCUCGUGGGCGAGAGGCGGAAGUAUGAGGUGACGGGCCUUGGAGAAUACAGUGGUCUCGGAAGGGCGAAGCGACUCCUCAACUCAUUGCACACGGAAAUGGCGUUGGGUGGAUACGAGGAAGGACACGUCCACCAAGAGAACGAUUACAUUGUCAUGCACCGCGUACAGCCUCAUACACAGAAGGGGUAUAUCCUCGUCGCCCACAACGCGUUCCAGAAGGGCUCGAAAGACCGCGGCUUCAUCACCCCUAUUAAACUACGCAGCACGAAGGCCCAGUUCGUCUUCGGGGCGCACGUCGAAUUCUCUGGGUACGAUGUGCCAGAGGAUCUCGAGACACUGCGGGGUCUUCCAGGGAAGAUGGUAGACAUACCAGAAGUGGUCGUUCCUCAAGGCUCGGACGAAGAAGGGCCUUACGCCGAGAUCGUCGUUCCAGACUACUUCCCUCCGGGAAGCUUCAUGGUUUUCCAGACGCAACUACAAGGCAUCGACAACGAUCUGGACGCCUUCUGCUCUCAGGGCGCUGACGCCGCCUUUGGCAACCUCGACCUGGUCGAUCUCAACAUUGUUCUCCAUCGUGCCGAGGGUGAAGAACGUGACGCCACAGACGGCGUUAUUGGAACGUACAGUGUACCCAACAUGGGCGGUCUGACAUACUGCGGCCUCGAGGGCUGGAUGCAUCCCUUGCGACACAUCAUGCGGUACAACGACCUUGGACAUCCCCUCUGUGGCCAUCUGCGCGAGGGGACGUGGGCGUUCAACUACAUCUCUGACCGCCUGUUGAAGCAAACUGAGACGUUCCCCAACCUUUCCCAUCCCGCAAAGUGGCUCAAGGAUCGCCUCGACCGUGUCAAAGUCUCUGCUCCACCAUUCCUUCGACCCAAGUACUUUGCGGUCAUUAUUUCCGAGGCAUACAAGGCAGCACGUCGUUCGGCAAUUGAACAGUGUUCGAACUUUGUCUCCACCGGACAUGACUUCACACAUAACCUCGCUUUGACCUCGGUACAAAUGUAUGGUCAAGUGAAGUCGGCUUCGCUCGACCCCGGCAAGCCGACCCCGUCGUUGGCGGCUGGCCUUCCUCAUUUCUCGUCCGGCUGGGCGCGCUGCUGGGGCAGGGAUGUCUUCAUCUCCCUCCGUGGCCUGUUCCUCACCACCGGAAACUUCGAGGCCGCCAAGGCGCACAUCCUGGCCUUUGCUUCGGUUCUCAAGCAUGGUCUCAUCCCGAACCUCCUCGAUUCGCUACGCACCCCACGCUAUAACUCUCGCGACUCUCCAUGGUGGAUGCUCCAGAACAUUCAAGACUACUCGGUCUCUGCCCCCGACGGGCUGUCCAUCCUGUCUGAGUCCGUGAAGCGUCGCUUUCCCAAGGACGACACGUGGGUUGCCUGGAACGACGCUCGCGCAUACGAGUGUACCAGCACGAUCGCCGAAAUCAUCCAGGAGAUCCUGCAGCGCCAUGCCGACGGUAUCUCGUUCCGCGAGUACAACGCCGGUCCGAACUUGGACAUGCAGAUGCAGGAUGAAGGAUUCAACAUCGAGGUUCACGUCGACUGGAAGACCGGUCUCAUCUUCGGCGGCAACCGCUUCAACUGUGGGACGUGGAUGGACAAGAUGGGCGAGUCCGAGAAGGCGGGUAACAAGGGUCUCCCUGGCACCCCGCGUGACGGAGCCCCGGUCGAGAUCAUUGGGUUGCUCAAGAGCACACUGCGGUGGUUGGACGAGCUCUCUAGCGCGGGCAAGUUCCCUUUCAAAGGGGUGGAAGCCGAAAUCGGUGGCCAAAAGCGUCUCAUCACGUACAAAGAGUGGAAUGACCUUAUUCAAGACUCUUUUGAGAAAUGCUUCUACGUUCCCCUCGACCCCAGCGAGGAUGCGAAGUACAACGUCAACACCCAGAUGAUCAACCGUCGCGGGAUCUACAAGGACGUCUACGGAACUCCGGCUGACAGGGAGUGGUCUGACUACCAAUUUCGUCCCAACUUCGCCAUCGCCAUGACGGUCGCGCCCGAGCUAUUCGAUCCCAACCACGCCUUGGGUGCCCUGAAGCUCGCCGACGAGGUCCUGCGCGCUCCUUUGGGAAUGAAGACGCUCGACCCUGCCGACAUGCAGUACCGACCGUACUACGACAACGCCAACGACGGAAUUGACAAGGCCGUCGCCAAGGGGUGGAACUACCACCAGGGUCCGGAAUGGGGUUGGCCACUCGGUUAUUUCCUCAGGGCGUACCUCUACUUCGACUUGAAGGCGGGCAAGGGCAAGGAGGACAUCAAGGAGACUCUUCACCACUUGCAUCGUCUCAUCUUACCCGCCCGCGAGCACGUCCAGAAGGACUCUUGGGCCGGCUUGCCUGAGCUUACCAACAAGGAUGGCGCCUACUGCAACGACUCCUGCCGCACUCAGGCGUGGAGCAACAGCUGCUUGCUGGACUUCCUUGAGGAGGUGCACAAGCUCAGCAACUGA
Epithele typhae is the source of this 4530-nucleotide messenger RNA. Its product is annotated as glycoside hydrolase family 13 protein. The transcript is spliced from 13 exons. Lineage: Eukaryota; Fungi; Basidiomycota; Agaricomycetes; Polyporales; Epitheliaceae. Gene Ontology annotation, molecular function: 4-alpha-glucanotransferase activity; amylo-alpha-1,6-glucosidase activity. The record is from RefSeq and is a predicted model, not a curated record. Bases 1 to 4530 code for a protein of 1509 amino acids. Gene Ontology annotation, biological process: glycogen catabolic process.